Molecule: messenger RNA, 3324 nt
Organism: Penicillium canariense
Lineage: Eukaryota; Fungi; Ascomycota; Eurotiomycetes; Eurotiales; Aspergillaceae
Product: putative mRNA-nucleus export ATPase (Elf1)
Exons: 3
Coding region: 1-3324 (1107 amino acids)
Molecular function (GO): ATP binding; ATP hydrolysis activity
Source: RefSeq, a predicted model, not a curated record
AUGCCACACCCCAUCUCCCCUUCUGGUACCCCCACCAUGCCGACCGUUGUCGCUAAAGGCCCCUCUGGCGUGCCCCCCACUACCGAAGAGAUUUCUUCGCUCCUCAACACUAUCUUUACCGCCGAGACGUCCCAGCACUCCCUCGAUGGCUCCUAUGCAGUCGCAAACCUGUUAAUCCAGAGUGUUGGAACCUCCGGUUUGCUCAACUACAAUGUUCUCGCCGAGGCGAAGAAGGCUGCUACCGAUAAGAAGAAUGGAUCCCGUCGCGAGAGCGCCAUGCUGAUCAUCGGCGCCCUCUUUGAACGGUUCCCCCGCGAAUUUCCCCUCAGCGAGGCUGUUUUCCUGCUGCAUAACGGCGGUAUUUUCAACGUUGUUCUCGACUCUCUUGCCGAUAAGGGUGCCGUUGUUCGCGAUGCGGCGCAGUAUGCGAUCGAUGCGCUAUAUGGCUGCCUGAGCCCCGAGGCCAAGGCUAAUGCUCUUCUUCCCGCUCUGGAAACAUACUUGAGCACGGGAUCCGGCAAGUGGCAAGGCUUCGUUGGUGGCUACAAACUUCUCGAGAAGAUGGCUGCCGGCGCCCAAAUGGGCAAUGGCACCCCGGAGGAGGAGAGCGAGAAGGACGUCCUGCGCGAGGCCAUGGGCAAAACUCUCAAGGAGCUGAUCCCCAUCGUCGAAUCGGGCAUGCACGACUUGAAGAGCGAGGUCGCCAAGCAGGCUACCAAGACAAUGACUACCAUGACCACCCUUCUGUACAACGACGACGUCGCCCCGCGCAUUCCCCUGCUCAUCAAGACCAUGGAGCAGCCCUCGGCCCAGACUCUGCAGAAGGCCAUUCACGCGCUGUCGCAAACAACAUUCGUGGCUAUCGUUACCUCCCCCGUUCUAGCUCUGCUCACCCCCCUGCUCGAGCGCACACUCAACGCCCCGGCCACCCCUCAAGAAACUCUUCGCCAGGCCGUCGUUGUCAUCGAGAACCUGACCAAGCUGGUUCACGACCCUGCCGAGGCCCGUGUCUUCCUUCCCAAGCUCCAGCCUGGUGUGAAAGCCAUCGCAGACCGUGCGUCUCUCCCGGAGGUUCGUGAAUUGGCCACUCGUGCGCUCGACGUCAUGGAGAAGGCUAUGAAGGAUAACGACCUUGCCCUCGGUGCUGUUUCCAAAACUACCCCUGAGGAAGUGGUGGCCGUGUUGAACUCUCAGCUUCAGGAGGUUGCUGGGUCUGUCAGCUUCGGGGAUGUUCAGUUCUCCGAACUGGCCAAGACCUUCAUCGCUGGCAUGGUUCGGGAAGAUGUCAACUGCCGCAAGUUGGACCGGAUUCCCGCUCGCGUUGGCCCUUAUCUCCGUGGCCUGAUCCAGAGUGAGCAGGCGGAGGCUAUUGCUACCGCCGUGCAGAAGCACUUCAUUGCAGAGGACGAGCGCAAGUAUGGCAAGCCCGUCCAGGACGACCCCAACGAGAUUGUGAUUGUUAAUGCCAACUUCUCCCUCGCCUACGGUGGUAUGCUCCUACUCUCUCACACCAACCUGCGCCUCGUCAAGGGCCACCGGUACGGUCUCUGCGGUCGCAAUGGUGCUGGAAAGUCGACCCUGAUGCGCAGUAUCGCCAACGACAAGCUUGAGGGUUUCCCUCCCCCGAGGAACAUCUUCGAGUAUGUUGCCAAGAACCCUCAGAUUGCCGCCGAGGGCAAGGAGCACAUCAGCUCCGUCCUGCUAGAGUUCGGCUUCACCGAUGGACCUGAAGGCCGUCAGUCUCAGCCUGUUGGUUCGCUGUCCGGUGGUUGGAAAAUGAAGCUGGCCCUUGCCCGUGCUAUGCUCUUGAAGGCCGAUGUGCUCUUGCUCGACGAACCGACUAACCACCUCGAUGUUGCCAAUGUUAAGUGGUUGCAGGAGUACCUGAAGAAGCACACUGAUAUCACCAGCUUGAUAGUCAGUCACGACUCUGGCUUCCUGGACGAGGUCUGCACCGACAUCUACCACUACGAGCAAAAGAAACUUGUUUGCUACCCUGGAAACCUUGCUGCUUUUGUUAAGGUCAAGCCCGAGGGGAAGAGCUACUACACACUGUCUGCCUCCAAUGUGCAGUUCAAGUUCCCCGCUCCUGGUAUUCUGUCUGGUAUCAAAUCCAAUACCCGUGCUAUUCUCCGGAUGACCAAUGCCUCCUUCACCUACCCUGGUGCCUCCAAGCCGUCUCUGUCUGAGGCAAAUCUGUCGCUGACGCUCUCCUCCCGUACCGCCAUUAUCGGCGGAAACGGUGCUGGCAAGUCUACCUUUAUCAAGAUCUUGACAGGUGAGGUUAUCCCUCAGUCCGGAAAGGUCGAGAAGCACCCCAACCUGCGUAUUGGUUACAUUAAGCAGCAUGCCCUUGAGCACGUUGAGAUGCAUCUUGAGAAGACUCCCAGCCAGUACCUCCAGUGGCGUUACGCCAACGGUGAUGAUCGCGAGGUGUUCCUUAAGCAGACGCGCAUCCUGACUGAUGCUGACAAGGCUCAGCUUGCGAAGCCAGUUGAUUUGGGUGAUGGCCGUGGCGCUCGUCGUAUCGAAGCUCUGAUGGGUCGUCAGAAGUGGAAGAAGUCCUUCCAGUACGAGGUGAAGUGGGUUGGCCUGCUUCCCAAGUUCAACACCAUGAUCUCCCGUGAGACCCUCAACGAGCUGGGUUUCUCCAAGAUGGUCCAAGAGUUCGACGACCACGAGGCGUCGCGGGAGGGUCUGGGUUUCCGUGUUCUUGAACCUAAGACUAUCUCCAAGCACUUCGAGGAUGUUGGCCUCGACCCCGAGAUUGCCAACCACAAUGAGAUAUCUGGUCUGUCUGGUGGCCAGAAGGUCAAGGUCGUGCUGGCCGGUGCCAUGUGGAACAACCCCCACUUGCUCGUGCUGGACGAGCCGACUAAUUUCUUGGACCGUGACUCCCUGGGUGGUUUGGCCGUCGCUAUCCGUGACUUCAAGGGUGGUGUUGUCAUGAUUUCCCAUAACGAGGAGUUCGUGGGCGCUCUCUGCCCCGAGCAGCUCCACGUCGCCGAUGGCCGUGUCGUCAGCCGUACCAACACCGCUAUCAGUCUGGACCGCUUCGAGGACAGUGCUACCAACUCCCCCACUGGCACCGGCACCCCUGCUGGUGUCUCUGCGGCUGCCUCGGCCAACACUAGCGCUGCCCCGUCGGCUGUCAACUCUGGUGCCGAGGACCAGGGCGAGCUCAAGUUCCGCGCCAAGAAGAAGAAGAAGUUGACCCGCGCUCAGCUGAAGGACCGCGACGCCCGUCGCCGUCUUCGUCACAUCGAAUGGCUUAACUCCCCCAAGGGUACCCCUAAGCCUGUCGAUACCGAUGACGAAGAAUAA